Messenger RNA from Polychytrium aggregatum, 2322 nucleotides. RefSeq names its product Fungalysin metallopeptidase-domain-containing protein. The transcript has 3 exons. Gene Ontology annotation, molecular function: zinc ion binding; metalloendopeptidase activity. The record is from RefSeq and is a predicted model, not a curated record. The coding region runs from base 81 to 2234 and encodes 717 amino acids. Lineage: Eukaryota; Fungi; Chytridiomycota; Chytridiomycetes; Polychytriales.
ACGGCCAGCGCCCAGUUCGCUCAGCACCUUCCGUCUUCCAGUCUCAUCCACCAACCCCUCCCUCUCCCACGACCCGCAGCAUGGUGCUGAUCCGCCGCCGCAACCUGCUCCAGGGCGUUGCCCUGGCUGGCCUUCUGAGCUCGGCCGCCGCCAAGGCCCUGGGCAGUCUCCCAGACUCGUACUGGCCCUCGCCGUCGUUCGAGGUCAGCGACGUUGUCAGCAACCUGGUCGACCAGCCGCUGGACCUGGGAGCGCUGCAGUCCACGGCCGUGGAUAUCCUGACCAAGAAGCUCGGCGUCAGCCAGAGCCAGUUUGCCAUCACCACCUCCUUCCAGGAUGACCACAACGGCAUCUACCACCUGCACGUCCAGCAGCUGAUCGGCGGGCAGCCCAUCGCCAACGCCGUCGCCAACAUCAACCUCGACAGCAACGGCAACCUGCUCUCGAUCGGCUCGACCUUUGCCAAGGUCGACAGCUCGCUCACCAAGCGCGGCCUCGAGCCUCGUGCCGCCAAAAUCUCGGCCAAGAAGGCCCUGACCAACUUCCUGACCAAGGCCAAGAUCAAGUUCACCGCCAGCAAGCUCAAGGAGACCGUCAAGGACAACACAACCUCGGUCAUCGACGGCGCCCAGGACUUUGCCCAGCUCCCCAUCACGGCCUCGCUGCAGUACUACCAGGGCCCCUCGGGUGUCUCGCAGGUCUGGAACAUCAACGUCUAUACCAAGGGCGGCGACGACUGGUUCGAUGCCUUUGUCGACAGCCAGACCGGCGAGGUCGUUGCCGUCGCCAACUGGGUCAACAAGUUUAGCCAGGCCGGGCCCAGCACUACCUACAACGUUAUCCCCUUCAACUACGGCGACAUCUCGCAAACCCCCCAGACGCCGGUCGCCAACCCCGCCGACCAGGACAUCUCGCCUCUCGGCUGGCACGACGACGGCAGCGGUGCCAACCCCACCACCAAGGGCAACAACGUCCAUGCCCAGGAGAACUGGAAGAACUAUCCCAAGGGCCAAGACGAGGCCCAGGGCACCCGCCCCACCGUCGGCAGCGACUACAACUUCAAUUUCAAGUACGACACCACCCAGGACCCCAAGAGCAACGUCAACGCCGCCAUCACGCAGCUGUUCUACAUGAACAACAUGGCCCACGAUAUCUUUUACCGAUACGGCUUCAACGAGGCCAGCGGCAACUUCCAGACCAACAACUUUGGCAAAGGACGGCCAGGGCGGCGACUAUCCAACUUUGCCACUCCCCCCGAUGGACAGAACGGCCGCAUGCGCAUGUACAUCUUCACCGCCACCACCCCCAACCGCGACGGCACCAUGGACAACAUGAUCAUCACCCACGAGUUUGGCCACGGCGUCUCGAACCGUCUCACUGGUGGCUCGGCCCAGGCCAACUGUCUCAGCACCACCACCGCCGGCGGUCUCGGCGAAGGCUGGAGCGACUUCUUUGCCAACAUCUUUGAGCUCAAGCCCACCUACAACCGAAACACCCCGAUCUACGCUGCUCCUUACACCGUCGGCAACCCCAAGGGCAUCCGCCACUACCCGUACACCUCCGACAUGACCCUCAACCCCGAGACCUAUGCCACCGUCGCAAAGUCGUCCGAGGUCCACAACGUUGGCGAGAUCUGGACGCAGAUGCUGAUGGAGGUGGCCUGGAACCUCAUCGAAAAGUACGGCUUCGAGCCCGACAUCCAGAACUCCAAGAGCGGCAAGGGCAACAACAUUGCUCUCCAGCUGGUCAUCGACGGCCUCAAGCUGCAGCCUUGCAACCCCGACUUUGUGAGUGCCCGCAACGCCAUCAUCCAGGCCGACCAGCAGAACAACAACGGCGCCAAUCUGUGUGAGAUCUGGACUGGCUUUGCCAAGCGCGGCCUCGGCUACAGCGCCAAGGCAGGAUCGUAUGUCGAUGCCAAGGACCUCCCUCCUGCUUGUGCUGGUCCAAAGUCCUCCAGCACAACCUCAGCUCCAAAGACCGCAUUGAGCAGCUCCUCUGUCUCAUCCCAUGGUACGGUAACGGCCAAGUCGACCCUUACAACAGUUCCAGCCAAGUCUACCGCAACGACCAAGAGCUCCAGUCUUCCCACUCGCUCAACCGUCACAAACACAAGAAAGACCAAAACCCCCAAGACCAAAAAGUCCAAGACCAAGAAGACACAUACAAAGAAGCCACAAACCAAGAAGACAAAAUCAAAGAAAAGCCACCAAAGCCCCGGACUGCAGGCGUAAUCAUUGGCCGACGCAGCGGGGCAUCUUGUUUCCGAUGGUGCCCACUGCUUAAAUUCUGGCUUCUGAAUACAUAUUAUCGUAUCCCGUA